Archocentrus centrarchus (flier cichlid) is the source of this 2049-nucleotide messenger RNA. RefSeq lists its product as uncharacterized. The transcript is spliced from 2 exons. The record is from RefSeq and is a predicted model, not a curated record. NCBI's taxonomy places the organism in Eukaryota, Metazoa, Chordata, Actinopteri, Cichliformes, Cichlidae. The coding region runs from base 87 to 1901 and encodes 604 amino acids.
UUAAAGAAAAUGCUAAGCCAAUAGUGCAUGCUGCUAGAAGAGUACCUGUACCUCUGAAAGACAAGCUAAAGAAGGAACUGGACAAAAUGACCACACUGGGGGUGAUAAGAAAGGUUGAAGAACCUACUGACUGGGUAAACUCCAUGGUGUGUGCAAAGAAAAAGAAUGGUGAACUGCGAAUAUGCAUGGACCCAAAAGAUCUAAACGAGAACAUCAAACGUGAACACUACCAAAUACCUAAGCGUGAAGAAAUAACCAGUGAAAUGACAGGCGCCAGAUAUUUCACAAAACUUGAUGCUUCACAAGGUUUUUGGCAGUUAAAGCUAGAUGAAAGCAGCACCAAGUACUGCACCUUCAAUACGCCAUUUGGCAGGUACUGCUUCCUAAGAAUGCCUUUUGGAAUAAUCUCAGCAUCUGAGAUAUUUCACAGAGCAAUGGAGCACAUAAUUGAAGGACUGGAAGGUGUCCGAGUUUAUGUGGACGACAUAAUCAUCUGGAGCUCUACAAUGCAAGAACACAAGGAGAGACUGACAAGAGUAUUUGAGCGAGUACGACAGUAUGGACUCAAGCUCAACAAGAGCAAAUGUCAGUUUGGAGUACAAGAAAUUGUUUUUCUGGGAGACAAGCUUUCUGCACAAGGUAUUCAGCCUGACCAUGAAAAAAUCAAUGCAAUACAGGACAUGCCAAGGCCCACAGACAAGACAGGAGUGCUACGCAUAAUGGGAAUGGUGAAUUUAAUCAGUAAAUUCAUUCCCAAUCUGUCUGCAAAAACAUCCUGCAUUCGUGAGCUCCUGCAUAAGGAGCACAAGUUCAAGUGGACAGCACAGCAUGAAGAGGAGUGGGAAAAUCUCAAAAGAACGCUGACAACUGCACCUGUGUUGGCAUUUUAUGACUCAACGAAGGGGAUCAAAGUGUCAACGGAUGCCUCCAAAGAUGGAAUUGGUGCGGUACUCCUGCAAGCUGAAGGUGAGCAUUGGAAACCUAUAGCCUACGCAUCCAGGUCCAUGACAGAAAGUGAGCGUCGCUAUGCUCAAAUUGAAAAAGAAUGCCUAGGAUUAGUUUUCGGCUUAGAGAGGUUCCACAGCUACAUAUAUGGCUUACCAUCCUUCACUGUAGAAACAGAUCAUCGCCCACUAGUUUCUAUCAUCAAGAAGAAUCUGAAUGAAAUGUCACCAAGAAUUCAGCGUCUAAUGAUGAGAAUGCUGAGAUAUGACUUUGAAUUGGUGUAUACACCAGGAAAACACCUGAUAAUUGCAGAUGCACUCUCACGAGCACCCACAGGGAGAAAUGUGAGUACAACAGAAGACGACAUUCAAACUCAUAUAAACAUGGUCUCUGCUCUGCUUCCUGUGUCAGACAUGAAAUCCAAGCAAAUUGUAGAUGAGACUGCACAAGACACAGAACUGCAACAUGUCAUCAGAAACAUGUCAGAUGGCUGGCCCGCUGGUUCAUGUCCACUCUUCUACCACAUCAGAGGAGAACUGAGUGUGGUUAAUGGGCUGCUGCUGAAACAGGACAAAAUCGUCAUUCCGCAAAAGAUGAGACAAGAGAUACUUACCAGAGUACAUGAAGGUCAUCUCGGGAUUGAAAAAUGCAAAAGAAGGGCAAGAGAGACAGUCUUUUGGCCAGGUAUAAACAGAGACAUUGAGAGUCUGAUAAGCAGAUGUGUAACAUGUCAAAAGUAUCGCAACAGGCAGAUCAAAGAGCCUAUGGUGAUAGCAGAAACACCAACAGCACCAUGGCACAAAGUAGGAAUGGAUCUAUUUCAUGCCAAAGGCAAAGACUACUUAGUGGUCAUUGACUACUAUUCAAACUUCCCUGAAAUGGCAUUGCUCUCAAACUUAUCAUCAUCAUGUGUCAUAACACAUGUAAAAUCCAGCAGUAUGACUUCAAGCAUGUGACAUCCAGCCCGUUAUACCCACAGUCAAACGGUAAGGCAGAAAAAGGUGUCCACAUUCUCAAACAGCUUCUGAAGAAAGCUGCAGACAGUGACUCAGAUCCAUACCUUGCCUUACUCAGCUACAGAACAUCACCGCUUGAGUGUGGAUU